This is a messenger RNA of Dendronephthya gigantea, 1658 nucleotides long. RefSeq lists its product as uncharacterized. Lineage: Eukaryota; Metazoa; Cnidaria; Anthozoa; Malacalcyonacea; Nephtheidae. The record is from RefSeq and is a predicted model, not a curated record. Bases 215 to 1402 code for a protein of 395 amino acids. The transcript has 2 exons.
UGAAACAAUUGAAUUCGCCGUUUUUAAUUGCGGUCGACCGUGAUGCUAAAUUCGACUGUUCCGGUCGCAUUAUGCGAGCUCGAUGCGACGUGGUUUCAUAGGUCGCAUUUUGCAUGUGUCGAAUUUAAUUCGCUUGAAGAAAAAGGCAAAGAACGUCAUGUUAUAUUAUUGAAAGAAUUUCCCGCGUUUUUUCGUCCAUGUGGUAUAUGCAAAUAUGGAGGACAAAGACAAAGGAAAUAUUGAACCAAAACAGUCGACGACGUAUUGUAUUUCAUGUGGAAAGCUAACAAACUACAUUUGCCUGCAGUGUUCUGCGUCUGUUUGUAAUCGCUGCGCGAUACAUGAACCAGACGACGAAUGCCAAGGCUGGCUUGCUGGGAAAGCAGUUGGAUAUUGUAUCAAUUGCAAUAUUUUUGGGCAAGAGUAUGAAGAAAAAUUAGAAAAUAACAAGAAAAGUGAGCAAACAAAUGCCGGUGAUAGUUCUACAAUCCCACAGAAUGAGGAUGAUGGUGAAGAAAAUUGCACAAGAUUUAUUGGUACCAAGAGAAAAAAAGGAAAGGCUGGAAGAAAAGCAGUGUGGAGUACUGAUGCUGUGGAUGACUUAGUGGAUAUCAUUACAUCUGAUGACUACAAUAAACAAAAGUUGAUAUUUACUAACACAAAAAAUCAAAAUAAUGGCAUUAUUUAUGAAAAGGUAUUAACUGAGCUGAAAAAAAGAGCAAAUGAAAGAGGAGAAGAGAUUACGUUCACUGUUCAACAGUUGAGGACAAAAUUUAAACGUUGUGUCAGCGAUUGUAAACAAGCUGCCAUGAAAAUAAAAACUGCCACUGGAAUCCAACGCUUCCAAGAUGAAAAAGGAUUUGGAAAAUGGUUUGACUUGCUUUUUCCACUUGUGAAAACACGUGACUCAUGUCAACCCGGUAUGGCAGUUGAACCUUCUGCACUUAAUGAUCUUAGUGAAGAGGAAGAGAUUGCAAAAACCUUUGAUGACUUUGUUCCUCAAAAGAAAAUAAAGCUCCCAAAGAAAAAUCAAGUAACUGAAGCUGUUGAAUUGCUUAAGCAAAUUGUUGAAAAAGAUCCAGCAAAGGAGCUAAUUACAUUUAUGCAAGAAGAAGCAGACAAGGCAAGAAAGCAUGAGCUUCAGUUGGUGGAAUUAAUGUUAAAACAUACUUCUACACCAACUAACAGUAACCAGGUUAAUCUUGUUCCACCACAUGAUAUCUCAGGUAUGAGUUUUGGUUCUGUCCAUGGAGGACCACAUCAAAAUUGGAGUAGCCCUCAGCAAUAUUUUAGUAAUCAAAGUACUGAGAGUCCUAUGUAUAACAUGCCAACCAUUGGCCAACCCUCAAGCUUUGUAUAUCAUCCUGGAAAUGGGUUCAGUCCACCAAGUGUGACCAAGUAGGCUAAGUAUUGUACAAUAGGGAUUUAGAAUUGUUGCUGUUUUGUUUCCAAAUGUACAAUCUUUAAAAAUAACUGUAAGAAAUAUUAUAAUAGAUGUCAGAAGGAAGAAUUGGACAAACAUUUAGAUUUUGUUUGCAGCAGAGGUAGUUAAGCCAAUGUGCAUGUAAUAUGUGAAGGCACUAGCUCUGAUGAAAACAUUUGUAUUCAAGAGUUCCCAUAUGGAAAAUCUAGACUAUAUUGAAUUACAGUCUAUGACA